Hippopotamus amphibius kiboko is the source of this 1218-nucleotide messenger RNA. RefSeq names its product protein phosphatase inhibitor 2-like. Gene Ontology annotation, biological process: regulation of signal transduction. The transcript has a single exon. The coding region runs from base 284 to 907 and encodes 207 amino acids. The record is from RefSeq and is a predicted model, not a curated record. Gene Ontology annotation, molecular function: protein phosphatase inhibitor activity. NCBI's taxonomy places the organism in Eukaryota, Metazoa, Chordata, Mammalia, Artiodactyla, Hippopotamidae.
CCGGCGCUAGGCCGGCUUGUCUCCGCGGGCCGCGGGUGAGGUGCCGGUGGCCGAGGGCGCGCGAGAGGCCGCCAGCCACGCGGCGUCGGGUAGACGCCGGAGCGUCCGAGUCGUUGUGUCGUGACCACGACUCUGGUGGCUGUCUCCGUGACAGCAGGUGCGGCCGCUGCGGCCCCAGGCGGGCUUGGCGGCGGCCUGGCGAGCGUCUGCUCGCGCCCAGCCCUUCCCUUUCUGGACCCGGCGCCAAGCAGCGACGCUGAGCCGACCGCCGGAGGGGCGGGCAAUGGCGGCCUCGACGGCCUCGCACCGGCCCAUCAAGGGGAUCCUGAAGAACAAGAGCUCGACGGCUUCCUCGGUGGUGGCCUCGGCCGAGCAGCCCGGCAGGAGUGUGGACGAGGAGCUGAGUAAAAAGUCCCAGAAGUGGGAUGAAAUGAACAUCCUGGCAACAUAUCAUCCAGCAGACAAAGACUAUGGUUUAAUGAAAAUAGAUGAACCUAGCACUCCUUACCAUAGUGUGGUCGGCGACGAUGAAGACGCACUGAGUGAUUUAGAAACCACCGAAGCCCUGGCCCCAGAUAUCUUAGCUAGGAAAUUAACUGCUGCUGCUGCUGAAAGCUCGGAACCAAAGUAUCGAGUUCGUGAACAAGAAAGCAGUGGAGAUGAGGAUAGUGACCUGUCACCUGAAGAACGAGAAAAAAAGCGACAGUUUGAAAUGAAAAGGAAGCUUCACUACAAUGAAGGACUGAAUAUUAAAUUAGCUAGACAGUUAAUUUCAAAAGACCUACAUGAUGAUGAGGAGGAUGAAGAAAUGUCAGAGCCUGCAGCUGGAGAAAGCAUGAAUACAGAAGAAUCAAAUCAAGGAUCUGCUGCAAGUGACCAACUGCAGAACAAAUCACAGAGUUCAUAGAAGAGAUUUGUUCAGCACAGUAACUGUCAGAUACAAACCCUGUUACUAUAAUAUACUGCUUCUUGUUCUCUGCAAUUCAUGACUUAAGUACCAACGUGCAUACCAGUUAUUAUAUAUUGCCAAGAAUUAAAUAACUUUAGAGACUGAUUAGACUGAAAAUGCCUAAUUGAUACAUAUAUUCUUGUGCCUAGUACUUCACCACAAAUACAGCAAUGUCAUCAGUCCAAAACUACAUUACUUUUGUAAGAACGCUGGUUAAUUUGUAUAAAAUAUAUAGCUUUUUAUGCUUUAGAAGUUAAUAUCUUUUGGGG